GGAGCCACCACCAAGAUCUCUCUCCACAAGGAUCAUGGCAGGGUUCUGGUGGCUGUUCGUGCUGAUUGUCGUGUCCACUUACACCGCCAACCUCACGGCUUUCCUCACCGUCAAACGCCUCAAGCACCCCGUCACGUCUCUGGACGACCUCGCCUCGCAAACCAAGGUCAAGUACGGCAUUGUCAACCACGGGUCGCUGUACGAUUUCUUCAAGAGCCAGAUAGGGACGAGUUCAACCUACGAGAGACUGUGGCAUGGCAUGACAGCUAAACCAGACGACAGCUUCGUCAGCACAUUAGAGGAGGGGAUGAAGCGAGCCAAGAAAGGCGGAUAUGCCUUCAUCGUGGAUGGGACGUAUUUCGUUUAUGAGGCCAUGAAAGAUCCUGAUUGUGCGCUGACAAUGGUUGGUGCACCGUUUUUAUUUGGGGGCUACGGAAUAGCGACAAGAAAUGGCAGCCAUUGGGCAAAGAAACUAUCAGUAGGAAUUCUACAAUUACGGGAGAUGGGGAGGAUUAACGCACUGAAAGACCGCUGGUGGCCGGCUGCUGGGUGCUCGCUGGACGGUUCCGAGAGCAGCAUGGAAGCCAGUGGGCUAACCCUGCAGGACUUUCAGGGUGUUUUCUACCUUCUGUUCUCUGGCUUGGUGAUUGGACUGAUGGUAGCCGUUGCUGAAAUCUCCUGGCACAGAAACCAUCGCAUCAAAAAGGUUAGCAGCGACCCUGAAAGCCUUAAGAGCCCAGACGUGAAUGAUCACAACAAACGGCCUCAACAGCCCAAGGAUCACGCUAUUCUCAGGGAGUGUCUUCAACUGGCGGAACAAGGAGAAAUUCGUAUCACUAUUCAGAGAUAAAGCCAUCAGAAAACGGACAACUGAUGCACAAAUGCACAAUGUAAAAAGUACACGUCCCAACGACGUACAGAUACCUAGAAUGAAAUCCUUCAGGAAUUCGUGCCUUCACUGCACGGCGACAGAGAUGGUUAGGUCUAUUUGCAGCAUGUGGCACAGCGCCAAACUACAGUGAAGACCACAGUGAGCAUGGACUUGUUUUAAUUUUAUUCGGUGCCUGGUAACAUAAACAGGACUACAGCUUGUAAAGUAUUGCCUACAGCGAAAUAACAGAUAUCAUUACCAUCUUAUACUGG
Messenger RNA from Branchiostoma floridae (Florida lancelet), 1143 nucleotides. RefSeq names its product glutamate receptor ionotropic, kainate 2-like. Lineage: Eukaryota; Metazoa; Chordata; Leptocardii; Amphioxiformes; Branchiostomatidae. The record is from RefSeq and is a predicted model, not a curated record. The transcript is spliced from 6 exons. Gene Ontology annotation, cellular component: postsynaptic membrane; plasma membrane. The coding region runs from base 35 to 850 and encodes 271 amino acids. Gene Ontology annotation, biological process: synaptic transmission, glutamatergic; modulation of chemical synaptic transmission. Gene Ontology annotation, molecular function: glutamate receptor activity; transmitter-gated monoatomic ion channel activity involved in regulation of postsynaptic membrane potential.